Orbilia oligospora ATCC 24927 is the source of this 867-nucleotide messenger RNA. RefSeq lists its product as uncharacterized. Bases 1 to 867 code for a protein of 288 amino acids. The transcript has 2 exons. Lineage: Eukaryota; Fungi; Ascomycota; Orbiliomycetes; Orbiliales; Orbiliaceae. The record is from RefSeq and is a predicted model, not a curated record.
AUGCACGGAGGUAAAGGGGCAAACACAGCCGUUGCCGCCCAUCGAUUCUGCCUCCAGGAGUCAGAGACCGAUAGUAAUGGAACGCUUAGCGCCGAUAUCGAUAUCCAAGUCGCUCUCCACGGCGCCGUAGGAGGAGACGAAUAUGGACGGUUGCUCAAAGAAGAGCUAGCAGAUGCUGGUAUAGAUGUUUCUGGAGUGGAUACGCUCCCCUCGAGUACCAGUGGAAUUUGUUGCGUGCUCGUCGAUGCGAAAACCGGAGAAAGCAGUAAUAUCGCAUAUCAAGGUGCAAAUAUUAAUUGGCAGCCGAGUGAUGCUUUGAUGGAUAGACAAAGCAGCAAAGGACCCGAUCGACCCGAUCUUGUCAUUCUUCAUCUCGAUACUUCCUUAGAAGUAGUGAGAAAGAUACUGAAAACUGCAGCGGAGUUCAAAAUCGAUGCACUUUUGAAUCCAUCCCCGGUAACGGACUUAGGGACCGAAAUUUACCACAAUCUCACACACCUCAUAUUAAACGAGCCAGAGGCCAUGAGACUGUCUAGAGUUGACUUCGGGAAGUUUCCUACCAAAGCUGCAUGGCAGAAAGCUGGAAUGUACUUCAUCGAGUUAGGCGUAAUGCACGUGGUCAUCACAUUAGGAGCUAAAGGAGCUUACUAUAUAACUGCUCACGAGUCUGGACUUGUAAGUCUAGCAGAAAAGAUAAAUGUGAUAGACUCCACAGGAGCAGGGGACACAUUCACGGGAACGUACGCAGUAGAAUACGUCAGAACAAAACGGCUAGGGAUAUGGAAUAUGGCUACCGCAGUAGAGCGGGCUUGUAAAGCGGCAACUGCCACUGUAGGAAAGCUUGGGGCGCACGACUCAGACCCGUAG